Nezara viridula (southern green stink bug) is the source of this 294-nucleotide messenger RNA. The record is from the annotation of a GenBank genome assembly. NCBI's taxonomy places the organism in Eukaryota, Metazoa, Arthropoda, Insecta, Hemiptera, Pentatomidae.
AUGACUGUUCGUUACAAUCCAACACGGGUAAAUCCAGAAGAGGAGAGAAGAUUGAGGCUGAGCUUCUCUCUCGCUCAAAAAAAAGAAGAAUACUUUUUUUGCGUAGGAGUUCACUUCGAUACUUCAUCCGACAGAUUACUAAACGAGAUUUCUACGGCGAUUAAGGUAUACGCCCAUGGAGUUGAAGACUUUGUCAGUGACUACAACAACAGAGAGUAUUCUCUCAACACCCAGCUGUCUUGCGAAGGUGUAGGUGAUUCCAGGUGGAGUACGGGGGACAAGUUCUACAAGUAA